AUGUUCACAGCGUCCACCACGAGUAAGUGGUACGCCACACCCUUUGGUUUAACUUCUGAAUAUGCCCACCCAGCUGAAAUUUUGUUCCUGGGAUUCGCCACAGUUGUUGGUCCUGCUCUUACUGGCCCUCAUCUGUUCACCUUGUGGCUGUGGAUGGUGUUGAGGGUAUUGGAGACAGUUGAAGCUCACAGCGGCUAUCACUUCCCAUGGAGCCCAUCAAAUUUCCUGCCACUGUAUGGCGGCUCGGACUUCCAUGACCACCAUCACCGUGUGCUGUACACAAAGUCAGGGAACUAUGCCUCGACAUUUGUUUACAUGGACUGGUUGUUCGGGACGGACAAGGAUUAUCGCAAGGCAAAGACCAUUGAGGAAAAAGAAGGGAAGAAUCUGUAG
This is a messenger RNA of Miscanthus lutarioriparius, 393 nucleotides long. The record is from the annotation of a GenBank genome assembly. Lineage: Eukaryota; Viridiplantae; Streptophyta; Magnoliopsida; Poales; Poaceae.